Messenger RNA from Sabethes cyaneus, 768 nucleotides. Its product is annotated as chymotrypsin-2-like. The record is from RefSeq and is a predicted model, not a curated record. The coding region runs from base 1 to 768 and encodes 255 amino acids. Lineage: Eukaryota; Metazoa; Arthropoda; Insecta; Diptera; Culicidae. Gene Ontology annotation, biological process: proteolysis. Gene Ontology annotation, molecular function: serine-type endopeptidase activity. The transcript has 3 exons.
AUGAAAAUUCAAAUUUCAAUCGCCUUUAGUUGCUUAAUUGCUUCAACUUUGGGAAACCUACUCCCACUGGACGACAACUACAUCAAUCGAGUUGUUGGAGGCCACGAGGCUGCUGAUGGUUCAGUACCAUUUCAAGUAUCGCUGCAGGGUCUCUUUGGACACUCUUGUGGGGGAGCUAUUAUUGGCAAUCAAUGGGUUUUGACCGCUGCCCAUUGUGUUGUUGGGGCUAAUCUCUCGCAAUUGCGCGUUCUAGUCGGAACCAACAGCCUUAAAGAAGGGGGUCAGAAAUACAAAGCGGAGAAAUUCAUAGUGCAUAGCCGAUACAAUAAACCGAGCUUUCACAAUGACAUCGCUUUGGUUAAACUGCAAUCAAAGCUCGAAUUCAGCGAUAACGUCAGUGCCGUCGAGUAUUCAGAAAAAGUAGUUCCCGAGAAUGCCAACUUGACAUUAACUGGAUGGGGAAGAACAUCCAGCAACGGCCCCAUACCCACCAAAUUGCAGACGAUCGAUCUCAAAUAUGUGCCCUACGAAGAGUGCAAACGUCUACAUGGUGAUGCCCCAGAAGUCGACAUCGGACACGUGUGUACAUUCACCAAGGCAGGAGAGGGUGCUUGUAACGGCGACUCUGGCGGUCCGCUGACAUACGAAGGAAAACUUGUUGGAGUAGUCAACUUUGGAGUCCCAUGUGCUAAAGGUUUUCCGGAUGCGUUCGCUCGAGUCUCCUACUAUCACGACUGGAUUCGUACGAAUGUUAACAACAACUCUUAA